GGGAGCGCGCGCCUCCCGUCCUCGCGCCGGGUCCUGCUCGGUCUCUCAGAGCCGCACACUCCGCGGAGCUCCUGCCACAGCCGUCGCCUUCGCGGCGGCUCUCCAGCCCCGCGCCUCAGCCUCGGCGCCGCAUCACCGCGUCCCAGGCCUCCUUCCCUCCCUCUGCCACUCCCCCUCCCUUUCCCGCUCUUCUUGCCCACCCGGCCGGCAGAGAGAGCCUGGAUACGAAGCAGGCGGGCUUCAGAGUGGGUUGGAAAAAUGGAGGUGCCGCGCCUGGAUCAUGCCCUCAACAGCCCCACCAGCCCCUGUGAGGAGGUGAUCAAAAACCUCAGCCUGGAGGCCAUUCAGCUGUGCGACCGGGACGGUAAGAGCGGCCGGGACCGCGAGGAAAGGGACCGAGUUCGCGCCGAGGCGCCGGGGCCACUCUGGCUCCGCCGACGCCGCUCGCCAGGGCGGCAGGGUCUUUUGUUGUCCCCUCUGUGCAAAUAAAUGCAGAUGUGGGUUACCCUCCGCCCACCGCCCUCCCCUCACCCCAGAAACAAAAGGACCCCGGGGCUCGCGCCUUGGCGCGGAAAGUAGCCGUCCACAACCGUGGCGCCCUUCGCCGCCUUCGCCCGCCUGGCCCGGACGAGGGCGACGUUCCCGCUCGCGGCUCCUGCCCCGACGAGGCGUUUCCGAUCUUUGCCGCAGUCCGGAUUUCCUGGGUCUCCGGGCACUGAAGGGGAAAUGCCCUCGGGAUGUUUCUAGCAACCCCCUUCCCCCAACACACACACACUAGUUGGCAUUCUCUUCCAGAAACUUAUCAUUUUCUUUUUUAAACCUCCCAUCCUCAGACUCCCCAAAUUAACAAGUCUUUUUAGCCUCUUGGAUUGGGAUUAGGAUGACAGUUUUUCAGUGAGGGCGCAGAAAAACAGUGCAUUUCAGCACCAAGGACAGACACAAUCUUCAUGGUUCCUGGGCUCUGAGUCAGACUGUCGAAAAUAUUGGCCUAAUAUAUGUGCUGUGAUUCAGACUUUGUGGCGAGGAACAAAUCACAAGACAGUGGCAUAGCAGAGAUGGAAGAACUUCCUGUACCACAUAACAUCAAAAUAAGCAAUAUAACGUGUGACUCAUUCAAGAUUUCAUGGGAAAUGGAUUCAAAAUCAAAGGAUCGCAUUACACACUAUUUUAUUGACCUCAACAAGAAAGAGAACAAGAACUCCAAUAAAUUUAAACACAAGGAUGUUCCCACAAAAUUGGUGGCAAAAGCUGUUCCCUUGCCUAUGACUGUCCGUGGACACUGGUUUUUAAGCCCAAGAACUGAAUAUACAGUAGCAGUGCAGACUGCCUCAAAACAAGUUGAUGGUGAUUAUGUUGUGUCUGAAUGGAGCGAAAUUAUAGAAUUCUGCACCGCAGACUAUUCAAAAGUUCAUCUAACACAAUUGUUGGAGAAGGCUGAAGUGAUUGCAGGACGCAUGCUUAAGUUUUCUGUUUUUUAUCGUAAUCAGCACAAAGAAUAUUUUGACUAUGUUCGAGAACAUCAUGGGAAUGCUAUGCAGCCAUCUGUCAAGGAUAACAGUGGUAGCCAUGGCUCUCCUAUCAGUGGAAAAUUAGAAGGCAUCUUCUUCAGCUGCAGCACUGAAUUCAAUACUGGAAAGCCACCCCAGGAUUCACCUUAUGGAAGAUACAGGUUUGAGAUUGCCGCAGAAAAACUUUUUAACCCCAAUACUAACUUAUACUUUGGGGACUUCUACUGUAUGUACACUGCUUAUCAUUAUGUGAUUCUUGUUAUUGCUCCUGUGGGAUCACCAGGAGAUGAAUUUUGUAAGCAGCGCCUUCCUCAACUAAAUUCUAAGGAUAAUAAAUUUUUGACCUGUACAGAAGAAGAUGGGGUGCUGGUUUACCACCAUGCCCAGGAUGUCAUUUUAGAAGUCAUUUACACUGACCCUGUGGAUCUUUCUCUGGGCACCGUGGCAGAAAUCACUGGUCAUCAGCUCAUGAGUUUGUCUACUGCAAAUGCAAAGAAAGAUCCCAGCUGCAAAACCUGUAAUAUCAGUGUUGGACGUUAAUGCCCACUUUUCUUAUUCUUACUCAGCCCCUUUUCCUCCCUUAGGAGCAUUGGUCCUCUGUUGUCCAUUUUCAUCACCAGAUGUUUUCCACUGAAGCAUGCACAUGCCACUGUCACCAAAACAAACAACUACCACUUUCCAAAUUUCAUUCAGAGCCAUUUUAGUGUUUUCCUAUUCCCUACCCCUCCCACUACUUUCAAUGAUGAAAUACCCUAAGUUCUCCUUUUGACACUUUAUUGCCUAGAUGCUGCAAUGUUUUUAUGUUUCCUUUAUGCCAAACAUAACAAAACAGUUAUAUAGACUGCUUUAGCAAAGUACACAAUAAUGGCUUAUAAAUGGUGUUUAAAUAUGCAUUCAUUUUAAUCUACUGAACAAAUAUUGGGAUAACUCCAAACCGCAUGAAAGGGUGUAAUUGCAGCAUGAGUUAAAUCUUGAAGCCUAGAAUUGUCAGCACUUCCAACUUCUUGUUUGACAGUGUUAUUUAUGUUAUUUAUAUUAGCUAACAGGAAACAACUACUGUGUUUCAACAUAAUAAAUAUAAUAGAAAAAUA
Pan troglodytes (chimpanzee) is the source of this 2599-nucleotide messenger RNA. RefSeq names its product phytanoyl-CoA 2-hydroxylase interacting protein like (gene PHYHIPL). The record is from RefSeq and is a predicted model, not a curated record. The coding region runs from base 996 to 2048 and encodes 350 amino acids. Gene Ontology annotation, cellular component: cytoplasm. Gene Ontology annotation, molecular function: protein binding. NCBI's taxonomy places the organism in Eukaryota, Metazoa, Chordata, Mammalia, Primates, Hominidae. The transcript has 5 exons.